CUCCAAAAAUAGUGAUAUUCAUAAUAUAAAUACACGGAAUAAACAUAAGUUAAUUGGUACAUCGCACCGGUUACCAGGGAACGGACGGUUAGGGUUAAUAACUGAAAUGUAUCUGUUAUUAACCUUUUCAUUUAUUGGUUAACAGAAACUAUCUGUUACGUAAUUAUUUCGGUUAACAGAAUCGACAAAUAUGUGAGUUUAUGAACACAGCCGUAAAUCGGAUAAUAGGAAUAAAUCUGUUAACCGAAUCAUUUCUGUUACUACUAAUCAGAAAAAUAAAGGUAUAUGUGCAUAAAGUUCAAAAUAAUUCAUCGACUGGUGGCGGUCGCGGCGUCGCAAUCACUCGCACGUACACACAAACAUGCCGCUCGCCGCACGCGCCGUGCAACUGUCUCUUUCAAGAAUUAACGCACUUCUAUGAUAGAAAGAAAUAGAUAUAGGAUAUCACCACCGCCCGCACAGCGACGCUUCGCAAGUUCGCAUUGUUUGUUUACCUACUUCAUGCAGUGCAUGAAGUAGGUAAGUGCAUGACAUGCACAAAGAUCACUGCGCCGGUAAUUGUCAUUCGGGUCGGUACGGAUUCAUUUGUAUUUAAUUGGAGUGACGUGAAUUUUUGAAGAUGCCUCGUAGAAUAUCUAACGCUGUGCAUAGAUAUUUUAAUUAUGACGAAAGUGCUAAAUUCAGCUCGUGCAAGGAAUGCGGAAAUAAAUUAAAAGUAAGUAACUCCUGCUUAUUUACGAGUUAGUUCGAACGGAUCCGCCUUCAUCUGAUCCUCCUGAAGGAUCAGUAUUAUUUAAUAUUACUUUUUAUUCCUAACCGAUCCCCCUUGAAGCAGGAUCAGAAUUAAAUAUUAAAAAUCGAUUCCUAACGGAUCCACCUACCAAUUACAAGUCAGAAACAAAAUGUAACUAUAUCUAAGUUUUUAUUUGUUGGUAGAUCACUAAAUUAAUUAUAAGUAGGUACCUAUAUUAAGGUACCUGUGAAAUAUAACAAUAUUGGCAAUUAAGGCUCUACCACUUAUAUUGCUAACUUAUUUUAAAUAAAUUGAUGAAAUAGUGACAUUACUGGAUAUGACCUUGAAACCUUGGUAACAUUUUUUUACCUGCGAAAUGUGGUGGCGCGGCACAACCAAUCAGCGACGAGUGUCCGAGGGCAUUUCUAGCAGUUAUUCAUAAUUAUAGUUGUGACAAUGCCACACAGCUCGUUAUCGAUAAAAGGAUGCCGCUCGGAUGCAUUAUUUCCUUAACGUUUCUCUUAAUUACCUGUUAUUGACUACCGACAAAUCCCUUAUUUAUUGUUGUCACACAACACUAGAAGUGCAAGCGAGAGUUCGGAUAUAUCUAUAAGUGGGAGCGAGAGAUCAGAUAAAAAUGGCUUAUGACUCGGUUCACAUGUUUGUAAUUUAGCUCAAUCAUAGUACUCCGAUUUACCCUGAGUGAGGGGUUAUCUCUGUGUAUAAUUGUGUAUUAGUGUCUUCACUUUGCUUUUUUGUAAAACAAUCGCCGAGAAAUAUAAUUUUAUAUAAAGUGUGUUAACUAGAUAAGUAGGUAAGUACUUUUUUACUAUCCUUGUAUGUGUAGAGGUGCAUGAAUGUCCUUCUUUUAUUUUUUCUUUAUUUAGUAUUCAUUAACAUGAAAUAAGUAACAAUUGCUUAUAUUAUAGUAAUUAGGCGGCCGUAUGGUGCCUAAUUACUAUAAUGUAAAUAGAAUUUCACAUAAGCGACCACUUCAUCUCCUAUUGCAAAAUAACUUUUCUCGAUACUGUAUAAUAAGCUUAAAAAAAAAAGAGAAAUUUUAGUUAUUUUUGAUAAGUUAGAUGUUAGCGUAGCAGACUUUUAAGAUAUAAGACUAUUGCACAGGAUGAAUUAAAUUACUAUAACUUUAUUGCUUUUAGAAUGUCACAAGAUAAUAGUCAGCCGUCGACUUCUGCCAACAACUCUGGAGAGUUAACAUUUAUAAAAAGGAAUGGUGGCAUAGUUUUGUUGAGAGCCGGUCACCAAUACUCCAAGAAGACAGAUUAUAAAAGUGGAUGUUCAACGUGGAGAUGCAUUAAUUGGCGCAAAAAAUGCCAAGGAUAUAUAAAUAUUAAGGAAAACAAGAUCAUAAAAGAAACAAAUCAUCAAUGCGAGCCCAAUGAAAUUAAUAAUGAAAUAGCUCUAAAGCUACAUGAAUGCCGAGAAAAAGUUGUAUCCUCAAAUUUUUCACCAGUAACCAAAAUUUAUAAUGACCUUGUGACAGAAUUUAACGAUUCAGGCAUGAAUCUCUUAAAAGCGCUUCCAACAUUCGAAAAUAUUAAAACCACAUUGUAUUACGCAAGAAAUAAAGAAGCUGGUGUUUCAAAAAUACAAUGUAAACAGCCCGAAGAAGUAACAAUACCAUUGCAGUUUAAAGAUUUUGUUUUAGCGGAUUACUAUGACGAGUCUACCAAUAUCAGAAUAAUUGUUUUUGGUCACUCUGAAGUUCUGAAAAACAUAAAAAAUGUAAAUUUUUUUUUGAGUGAUGGGACUUUCCAGAGCUGUCCAAAACCAUUUGUCCAACUUUAUACCAUCCAUGGUGAUCUUGGGAGCGAUGAAGAACAUACGCGAAUAGUACCUAUUAUGUACGCAUUACUUGACAGAAAAAGCGAAGAAGCCUAUACAAUUCUUUUUCGGGUAAUAAAAGACCAUAUCCCAGAAUGGAAACCAGUGAAAUACAUGACAGAUUUUGAAAAGGCAGCAAUGAACGCAAUAACAACAGUCUUCCCCUCAGUCGAAGUAAAAGGGUGUUAUUUUCAUUUUACCCAUAAUGUAUGGAAGAAAGCCAAAUCGUUAAAUUUAACUAAACAAAAGCGACUUCGUAGACAUGUGGCACUCUCUGCUUUACUACCAUUGCUACCGCGACAAUUUAUCUCAGACGGUUGGUGCUAUAUAAUGGAAGACGGUCCUGAUUCAAAAGAAAUACAAGAAUUCAACGACUACAUGGUGACACAGUGGUUAGAAGACGAAGCUUUUGUAGACAUUUGGUGUGCUCAUAAUCAACGCCACCGCACAACCAACGCUGUCGAAGCAUGGCACAAAAAACUGAAUAGUUGUCUUCCGAGUCAUCCCAACUUGUACCAAGUUUUGAAAGUGUUAAAAGACGAUGCAAAUUUACAAUGCAUCAAGAUUAAUCAGGUUAAUUUCGAUAUGCCAAAUUCAAAACGACGUUUACCCAAAGACGUUGCUGCAGACAAAUGGUAUGAACAUAUAACCAACCAACUUUUGGCAGAGCAAAUUACGGUUGGUCAUUGCUUGGAAAAAUUUAGAUUAUGAUUAGGUGCAGGUAGUACCUACUCUUAAUCUAAACUUAUCUGAACAUUUUCCAAUUUUUUAAUCACAUUUUAUUUUUCCGAUUUUUUUUUCUUGUU
This is a messenger RNA of Trichoplusia ni (cabbage looper), 3384 nucleotides long. RefSeq lists its product as uncharacterized. Lineage: Eukaryota; Metazoa; Arthropoda; Insecta; Lepidoptera; Noctuidae. Bases 1895 to 3289 code for a protein of 464 amino acids. The record is from RefSeq and is a predicted model, not a curated record. The transcript is spliced from 2 exons.